UGAUAGAGGGCCCAUUUUGGUGGUUGUCCCAUCCUCGGUUCUGCCUGGGUGGGAGUCAGAAAUUAGCUUUUGGGCCCCAAGCAUGAACAAAAUUGUCUACUCUGGGCCUCCUGAGGAGCGCCAAAAAUUAUUCAAGGAGAAAAUUAUUCAGCAAAAAUUCAAUGUUCUUUUGACAACAUAUGAGCAUCUCAUGAACAAACAUGAUAGACCAAAACUGAGCAAAAUACAGUGGCAUUAUAUUAUAAUUGAUGAAGGUCAUCGCAUUAAGAAUGCUUCUUGCAAGUUAAAUGCAGACUUGAAGCAUUAUCGUAGCUCUCACAGAUUGCUUUUGACUGGAACUCCUUUGCAGAACAAUCUUGAGGAAUUGUGGGCACUUCUCAACUUUCUAAAUUGCUAUACUCAAUAA
Molecule: messenger RNA, 406 nt
Organism: Helianthus annuus (common sunflower)
Lineage: Eukaryota; Viridiplantae; Streptophyta; Magnoliopsida; Asterales; Asteraceae
Product: chromatin structure-remodeling complex protein SYD-like
Exons: 3
Coding region: 83-406 (107 amino acids)
Biological process (GO): positive regulation of transcription by RNA polymerase II
Cellular component (GO): nucleus
Molecular function (GO): DNA binding; ATP-dependent chromatin remodeler activity; ATP binding
Source: RefSeq, a predicted model, not a curated record